AUGGCGCCGUGGGCUGUUAAGAAUCAGAUCGGCCCAGUUGCGAACCAGCCGGGUUCGAGACUUAAGAAAUGGAACAAGAGGGAGCUUAUACGGUGUGGUGCAAUAGGGACGACGAAACACAGAGACCUCAAUCUCCAGGGCGUUAUACACCCUAUCUUUGCGAAGUGGGUGAAGACGGACCCAGAACUACGAAAGGAGCUCCAACAGCCUCUACUACUAGCUAGCAGGAUCCUCGAAGCUGCUGGGUUGCCAUGGCUUUCAGAUUUCCUCGUCAACGACAUCUUUGCCGAAUCCUAUCCCGGAACAACAACUGAGGGUUGCACUGAGAGCGUCGUUCCCCAAACCAUCACCAGACACCACCGAGCAUCCUGGGCAAACGAAAAAGUGAAGACGCAAUGGCUGAACAUUACUCGAAGUCAGACGGAGAAAGAGAUCGCAAAGUCAAUAACGUGGGAGUUGGACGAGCACAUGUUCCCGGAAAGGGGCUGGGUCGGGUAUACGUGCCGCCAUCCUAGAGGAGACCUAGCCCUUGCAGAACUCGACAAGUACGAGACGAUCAAGAAGUUCGACAGAUGCUGCAAGAAUAAGAGCUACCGGAACAUGUCGAUUCUUAUUAUGGCGGAAUACCCUCGGCGACUCGCAGAGUUGAGGAAACAGGGGAAGGCUCAUGGGGAGGAGUAUCUGUUCACUGCUUUCAUGACGACAGUAACAAUACUGCACGAACUCGGACAUGUCGUCUACUGGAAAGACUGUCGUUCCCUGACGCGAAUUGCCCGAGAACCGUACUACGGAGCAGACCUCGAAAUGGAACUCGGUGACAGCUUCGUCGCUCACAUCUUCGGAGGCUGGGUGCCUGUGCCGAUUAGGAAUUUUGCACGGCUCCGUGAGGACUUCUCCUUUGAGGAUGGUCUUUCAUGGCGGCAGUUCUUGAGCUGGGACUAUCAUAGGCUUAGGCCUAAGCACCGGGCUCACUACUCGAUAUCUGUCGAAUACAUUGCUCAGCUGUUCACGGAGAAGAGCUGGUCAAAUCCUGGCACCCUGGAAGACCUGAUCCGGCCCCAGGCUCUCACGAGAGGCGGCACUGCUCUGAGGACUGUUGGCAUGCAUGAGCACCUGACACACACCAAUCAACACGCCACAGCAGCCGUAGCAGACUUCCACGGCACCGGCGAAGGAUACAUGUGGAACAGGCGACCCGGGGCCCUCUUCCGCAUACCGCAGUACGACGGGUGGGUGUGUCCAGAGAUAGACCUACCAGUAGCCACCGACGACGUGAUCCAAGAGCCCACGCCCCGAAACCCAUCCUCUUCCCACGGCCCCCCACGAAACGAACAACAAAGUUCCCGAAAGCUCGCAUUAGCAACGAAGAAGAACUCGAUGCGAACAAUAACACCCGGCACGCCCGAGAAACGAGAUAGCACGGCUGAUAAGACAGCGCUGGCGACUGGUGGUGGUUUGCAGGUGGAGGAGCUGCCGCUGCCGACAAUGCAGCUGAGUCCGGGCGGCGCCGGGGUGCUGAGCCCGACCCGCAGCGAGAUCUCGCUUGAUGAGCUGAAGAAGAGGCUGUCGUCCCUCAUAGGGGUGUCGCUUACGGAGCUGGAGAGGCUGUUUGAUGCGCCACAGUGUUCCUAG
Anthostomella pinea is the source of this 1632-nucleotide messenger RNA. NCBI's taxonomy places the organism in Eukaryota, Fungi, Ascomycota, Sordariomycetes, Xylariales, Xylariaceae. The record is from the annotation of a GenBank genome assembly.